AUAGACAACAACUUUCCGACUCACUUUAGCGGGAUCUUCGUUGUUGAUGUGAAUCACCUCUGCUUUUCUUCAAUGAAAUGGUGAGACUUGAAGCAUGCCGGCGUGAAAUCUUUGGGUGAAAAUACGGCAUUUCUUAAAAGACUGAAAGGCAAGGGCACUUGUUUUUAUUUUGUAGUGCAUUGGCAGACUUGGAGUACUCCUCGGCUGCAAAGCUCCCGCUGCAGUAGAGGUGAUCCUUGUCUUUACCACCGAGCCACUACAAGUUUGAGAUGAACACUGACCAGAGGCAGUAUCUUCUUGCUGUAGCUCUCUCACCAAGAGAUAUUUUCGAGUUGAAGUUUAAGGUGAAAUGUCUCAAACUUUCCACACUAUCAGCUCAUCAGAUGAGAAUUCAAAUGAGAGCUUACCUGAUCUUGAGACCCGUAUACUCAACAAAUUAAAAACAAAAGUCAAACAAACUCCAGUAGCUGUUCAUACUUUGAGUGAUAGUUGAUGAGGACGAUGAAGUAUGCAAAAACGAAAAUGUUUUCCGAGGUAAAAUCAGUGUCAAAACUUUGAUGUCUGAUGACGGUCUUGACAUCCUUCAGUGCUCCAGAAAAUCGCAAUCUUGUUUACCAAAAACACUUGAAGUUUCCUUCACUUGAAACAGGAAAGCGAGCGAGUACAGAUCCUUUUGAAGAAGAGCUGCCAGAUAUUCAAAACUUCACUCAACUUUCAGGAAAGCAAAAGAGUGCAGACCCUUUUGAGGAAGAGCUGCCUGAUAUUCAAAAUUUCACUCUUCUUUCAAAAGGUUUAGAUCAUGAAGAUGAAGAGAUCAAAAUGGUUGAAUCUCCUGUUGUUACAAAGAGAAAACUAAAAUCGUAUGAGGUUAGGGAAGAGAAAGAAGCUAAACGCAAGGAGCGGGAGGCUUUGAAACAGAAGCGAGCAUUAGAGAAAGCAGAAGCAAAAGCGCAAAGGGAGGCAGAAAGAACAUCACGUAAAGCAAUGAAACCAGGAGAGUGUUUGAAGUAUAUCAAAGUUCAACUAGAUCGUCAUUUACUGGAGCUACCUGAGGGAAGUCAAGUUUUGAGUCACCUUCAAACUGCAGAUCUUCGAUAUGAGGUUGUAGAUUCUCUUGUCCCUUAUGUAGCCAGUUUUGUAAGGAUUGAUCCACUUUCUUUGCAGGAAACGUUAGCUGAAGAUGCUGUUAUAAUUGUACCAUUGAAAGACUUCAUAGAACUUGUUGAUAGGCAAGUGUUUCAUAAUGGGGUAGCAGGUCUCUGUGAAAAGUGCAAGGAGUGGAAGAGAGGACUUUCAGUCCCAAGACUUACUCUUGUAGUAGCAGGUGUCCAGACAUACUUAAGAGGUAGGAGAACAAAUAAGCAGCAAGAUUUUCGCGCUGCUGUUUUAGGAGAAGCAGCCCAGCCCAAGAGGAAGAAAAAGAAACAGUGUUCAAAUGGCAUUGAGUCUGAUGUACACAGGGUUGAUAUUGAAACUGCUCUUGUAAUGGCACAGUUAGAAUGUGGAAUAAAUCACCGUUUGAUCUCUGAUGCCGAGAAGGUUGCUUCCUUCAUAAGUCAAGUUGCUAAGGCUUUAGCUGAAGCUCCAUACAAGCGAGAAAAAGAAGAUGCCACCUUUUCUUGGUUUGCUGAAGGAAGCAGCAUAAACACUGUUAAAGUGGAUAAGGCAGGUGUUGGAUUGUUAAAGCUCUGGCGACAACAGCUGCAGCAGUUCAUCAAUGUAGGCAAUGAGGUUGCACAGGCAAUUGUGAGGGAAUAUCCAUCACCUCAAGCUCUGGUUCAAGCUUACAGGCAUUCUACUUCAGAAAAAGAAGCAUCCCACUUGCUUGCUGAUAUUCCUGUGAGACGAGGCAUAGGGCCACUUGAAUCUACUCGACGUAUAGGACCAGAGCUGUCAAAGAAGAUACAUUUAUUUUUUACUUGUACAGAUCCAGUGUGA
This is a messenger RNA of Macrobrachium nipponense, 1938 nucleotides long. RefSeq names its product crossover junction endonuclease EME1-like (gene mms4). Bases 565 to 1938 code for a protein of 457 amino acids. NCBI's taxonomy places the organism in Eukaryota, Metazoa, Arthropoda, Malacostraca, Decapoda, Palaemonidae. Gene Ontology annotation, cellular component: Holliday junction resolvase complex; nucleus. The transcript is spliced from 12 exons. Gene Ontology annotation, biological process: mitotic intra-S DNA damage checkpoint signaling; resolution of meiotic recombination intermediates; replication fork processing. Gene Ontology annotation, molecular function: crossover junction DNA endonuclease activity. The record is from RefSeq and is a predicted model, not a curated record.